UGUGGGAGGGAGAGUAAUAGCCUCAUCGCUCCGCCCCUCUUCCGUCCGUCCCCCUCCUCCUCCUCCUCCACUAUCACUUCUCCACUGCAUCUCUGGCUCCGCCCCUUCGGCCACGCCCCCUUCUCCCCCUUCCUGCCUCGUUGGUCACAGACGCGAUCGUGGCAGGGAAGGCUGAAGGACAAGGAAGGUGGUAAAAGGGGCAGUACUGUUUGUCGAGGGGAUGUAAACAGUGCCAGGCCAGUCACCAACAGGUGUUCAUGACGCGUGCUGCGGCAAGUGACUCUGAUCAACGUUCCUACUGCAAUAUUAAACCGACAAGUUAUCAGUGACGAACUUAAGACAAAAACUUAAAAGACUGAGAAACAGGGGCGAGCAACAGGUGAUUUUCAACGUUCACUUCACAAGAAAACUAAUUCUUGCAAAUUAUUCUAGGAAAGCUGAAGUCAGGCCCUCCGCAAUGGGAUCCUUCAUCGGCCACGCUGUCCCUGGCACCUUCUUCUUCUUCUUCGGGAUGUGGUUCACGUACCGAAUGUUCCAGCGGUACUUCCUAUGCCAAGCGACGGUGGCGGCGACAGGGGGGGGAGAGAAGUGCCGGAGCAGAUACCAAAACAUCUCGUCCUUCACGUGUCCGGGGUGCCCUGGCCUCCCCCUCGAGGGCGUCCUCAAGAUCAUCGCCGUCGUCGUCGGAAUGACUGGUGAAUUCGCCACUGCCUUCGACGAGGGCAAAUUCACGCACAUCGGGAACGCGCAACACAUGACCAUGUUCUUCUUCUUCGGUCUGAACGGAGUCAUGGACGUCCUCACGCACUACCGCAUCCCUGUGCCGCCCGACAUGGACUACGUGUCCGCCAUCCUGGCCUUCAGCAUGGAGGCGCUGCUCUUCUACUACCAUCUGCAUGGCCGGAGUCACAUGGACGUGCAGGUCCAUAUGCUGUUGUUCUACGUCGUGUUGGCCUGCGCGGUGUCCACAGCCUUGGAGAUGUGCUACAAGAACAACGUUCUGCCCGCUCUCUGUCGGAGCUACUUCACGCUUCUGCAGGGCACUUGGUUCUACCAGAUCGGCUUCAUCCUAUACUCUCCGUGGGGCCCGACGUGGGACCAAGAGGACCACGGCCAGAUGAUGGUGGUGACGAUGCUCUUCACAUGGCACAACGCCACCAUCUUCGUCAUCAUGGCCCUGGCUGGCUCGCUCAUCUACCUGCGGGUGAAGGCGAAGGGACCCGCUGCCAUGUACCACGGUCUGCACGGGCCUCUGCGCAUGCCCAAGAUGGAUGCCGAGCAGAUCAAGAAUAUGAUUGUCGACUCGGAAGAAGAAGAAGUUUAAGAUUUUCAAUUUUUAUCUUUUUUUCUGAUUGUAGAUAUGUGUUAUCAUUCAUUGUUUCGUUUUAUUCCCAGGGACUGGUAUAUGGUGUGGGUGAAAUUGGGUGAAGAGGAUGACGAAAGCAUAAAUGGAACAGGGAAGCGUAUAUCAGAUUAAUUUCACCUGGAUUUCAGAUAGAGAGUGUGGGGGGAGGGGGGUGGAGUAGUAUCCUCGACUGAAGCGAAAAGUCUGCGUGUCCCUUCGAUUUUGCAUGAAUGAAGACUAUGGUAGAUUUAUUGAAAACUAAAUUUAAGAGACUUAGUAUUUUUUAAGAUAUAGUUAAAAAAUAAGAAAAUCUGACUGCACGAAAAGGAAUUAAA
Messenger RNA from Penaeus indicus, 1680 nucleotides. Its product is annotated as transmembrane protein 45B-like. The transcript has 6 exons. The record is from RefSeq and is a predicted model, not a curated record. The coding region runs from base 458 to 1324 and encodes 288 amino acids. Lineage: Eukaryota; Metazoa; Arthropoda; Malacostraca; Decapoda; Penaeidae.